Messenger RNA from Echinococcus granulosus, 3747 nucleotides. RefSeq names its product Partitioning defective protein. The transcript has 16 exons. Bases 1 to 3747 code for a protein of 1248 amino acids. NCBI's taxonomy places the organism in Eukaryota, Metazoa, Platyhelminthes, Cestoda, Cyclophyllidea, Taeniidae. Gene Ontology annotation, biological process: cell adhesion; establishment of centrosome localization; intracellular protein localization. Gene Ontology annotation, molecular function: phosphatidylinositol binding; protein binding. The record is from RefSeq and is a predicted model, not a curated record. Gene Ontology annotation, cellular component: apical plasma membrane; adherens junction; apical junction complex.
AUGAAUCCGCAUGUAUAUACAGAGAAGGCCGUCAGAUUAUCAGUGUAUACGUGCUUCAAUGGAAAUCUCUAUGAACCUAAAAACAAAAGCGUUGGGGAGAAUGUUUUAGCGCCUAAAAGUGCUAUUCGGCCGCGAGAUUUGCGUUCAUCGAACAAGAAAGGCUUGGUAUCAUUCUCUCGAACAUCUGCGGCCCGUCCUUCCCUCGGUGCCACCAGCUAUGCUUGGCUAGAAGCAGCGGAACGAAUAGAGGCAGAGUCUGUUGUGAAGGAGCAAUCACCGACAACGUGGCCAAGACAAAAAAAAACCACCUUGAUUUCGGCCAAUGAUUUGAUUAGGGAAUAUGACAAAUGUUUGAUCCAAAGAGCUAGAAUGGUUUCGUGCGAAGGUCCUUUGAACUUUGGGCAAACAAACUGUAUUUUUCAAGCUAUUUUUGACAAAGUCAUAAAAAAGUACUGGGGGCUACGUAUAGCGAAAGUUGACCCAGCCCUACAAAACCAAAUCUCUUUGUGGUCUGAUGAAGCUAUUGUGAGGGUUAAUAGGGAGGAGUUAUUUGGUGAAUCUAGAGACAGGAUUUUGUCAAUCCUUAUAAAUGAAUUUACAAAGCCUCAAGUUACUAGGAUUGCUUUGUUAAAACUGGAGGACCUUCCAGUUUCCAUACCUGGCCCCUAUCCGCUAUCCUCUAAUAUGGAAUCACCCACCACACAAAGGCAUUCAAGUCGCUCGGCCAUGUCCCCAGUCUCGUAUAUCAAGAAUCUGAAUGCGUUCAAUACCCGUUCAAUCGGACAAAGAAUUACGGUUGACCUUCACAAGCUCGCGGAAGGAGGAUUUGGGAUCUCUUUUGCUACUAGAGAUACUUUAAUUAACACGGAAGAAAUGCAGCCUGUUUUCGUAGAAAGGAUAAUGCCAACAGGUGCUGCGAUUCACGAUGGACGUCUUCAGUUUGGCGACAGGCUCCUCUCAAUCAAUGGGAUUCAAGUAACCAAUUUUAAGGAUGCUAUGGCGACACUCAGAUCAGUUUCUAUCGGAGACAAGGCGACUCUAGUUUUCUCCCGUCAGGAUUCUGUAGUCGUUGCGACUCCACCGACCUCUUCACCCAGUCUCAUUGAUCUUACUACGGAUCGAUCUUCCACAUACACUUCCAAUACCACACCCGAUCUUGUUUCCGAACCCCCCCUGUGCCAAACAAUAAUUUUCGACAUCCCAGUCCCUCAUCGUGACUCUGGAACUUCGAGUUUGGGAAUUCGAUUUGAAGAGUGGGCAGAGCCUAGAAUAAUUCACGCCUACUCCGAAUUCAAAGGACCCGAAGUUAUUGUCGACCACAUGGUUGGAGAUACAGACAACCUGGAAGAUAAUCUUUCCGGUCUCUUUGUUAAACAAAUAUUGACUGGUAGUCCUGCUAGCAAAGAAUUAACCUCGGGAAGCAUUAGACCAGGUGAUCGGCUAAUUGCCGUCGAUGGUCAUAGUGUCACUAAUCUUUCGCUUACAGAAAUUUCUACAAAACUUAAAUUGGCCAUUGAGAAAGCUCAAUGUAAAAUGGUGGGGAAGAGUAAACAAGCCUUUCUUGAGCUAACCAUGAAUCGCUUCUUCCAUUGCAGCGAUAAGCAAAAUUCUUGGCCCAAGACUAAAUCUAUGUUGAGGCCGGGAUCAGACGCGAUUUUUGACAAAUUGACAGUGCAAAAUAACUCCAAUGGAGAAAUUCUGAUAAAAAAGGUAAAUAUGGUAGCUGCAAAGGAUAGAAAAGAUUCGACCGAAGUUCCAUCGCGGCGACUGGCACGCACCCCCUCAGUGGACUCGCGUUGCCGCUCGAGGCGAGAGCGAGAAAGCCGCUCACCAUCAGACUCUCCCGUGCGCUGUCAGUCGGCCUUCAGUCGCGACGGCGUAGGACGGCGUAGCGUCUCUGAGAAACGCCACGCUCACAUAAGUGCUACCAACUUCUCGCAUUAUAAUGACAACGCUCUGCCCUUCUGCAACAAGGGUGGCGAGCAGGCAUCUCGCCUUUACUCGACAAUGCCAUCUUCGCGAAAAAUUCGGCAAAUUCGCCGCUCCAAGCAAGAUCGUCCUUCGGGUCCAAUUAAGCCAGUCCAUGCAGAGGAGUUAGAGAAAGCUCAAGAAGCAACAGGAGCUGCUGCAUCCCAAAGUUUUUUGAUUCCUCCCACGCAAAAGCAUCGAAUGGAUGACAGUGAUGUCCUUCGGACGGACGCAGUUGAUGACCCUCGUGCUCGGUCUCAUAACCACAGCUUCCGAGCCGCAGUAAAUCCCGAAUCUGUUCAUCGAUCACCGCCGCCAACACCACCUAAGCCCACCAUAGACUAUUGCCUUCAGAAUGACAUCCACCGGACAGUCACGCCCCCCCUUCCCGCAAGACGUUCCAGAGUGGUUCCACCCACUACAAAUUUCAGAAGGAGGGACAGUGCUCCCAAACCUACCAUUCCAUCCCCAUCGCCUUCACUCAGUUCGCCAACAUCAUCAACAGCUACCGCACAGCACAAAAUGUUUGAAGAAAUUCUGCAAGUGCAUCGCAGCGACAAGAAGGAUGCUCAUUGCUUUUCCUCUUCUCGGAAAGUAUCCCCUGGAUCGUGUGAUCGUGAAGAAGAGUCUGUCACAUUCUCUAUCGCUAGCCUUCCACGUAGCUCCGCCAAGCAUGUUGUCCUUACCGAUGUUAGACCUCUGGCCUCUGAGCUUCGAAAAACCCCCUCUCCUGUUGAAUUUAACGCCUACGCAGUUGAACAAAAGGAAAUUUCUCAUUUUUCCCGGCCCUCAAGGACAAAAUCAUUCCCUAGUUUCCUUGAAGAAGUAGAAACCAGCCUUCCCAAACGACGCAUCAGUCGAGUGAAUGAACCUUUGCAGGUGGAGGGACCGAGCUUCAGCGCUUCCGAUCCCGCUGCCACAUGUACUCGAAAGGAUCUUCUGAAACUUUCGUCUCCAGCCCUUUUGCACGAUGGUUGCAUCACUGUUCCGAGUAUGAUGAUGCAUAAAAAUGAUGUUUCCAACGGACCCCUGCCUCCACAAGCUUUCUCAGUUUCUCACUGCGGCUCAAGGAAUAAUGAUAACAGCGCUUGGCUGACAAUACCCAGGUCAACCAUGCAAGCACAUAUCGCAGCUGUGAAAUCCGACUCGCCCCACGCCAUCGUGCGCUCGCGCUCACCGUCUAGUAUCCACGUGAAUGAGGCAAGGGGCGACUACGGCAGACCCUCGACCAGCACUUCUUCCGAUCGCUCUCGACGCCUCUCACACUCCCUCAAUCGACCCGACAAAAGUUCAACCAAUCCCCAGCAUCAACCCAGUCCCAAGAACCAGAUCACCUAUCCACAGCCCUUCAAACAUGAGCCCUAUCAAGCUUGUGCUCCAUUUUAUUCUCCAACCACAACGGAAUCCUAUCUCAUCGAAGUUGCUCGAGAUAAUCGGAUGUACCUCCUCAACAAUCAACCCGAACUCCCCUUUCAUCCACUUCCUUUCUUAAAACUGAGCCAUCCCAGAUUACACACCUCACCACUGCUUACAAUAACCACGUUCGAUCAGGCGAUGUUGAAUUCAGCCAAACACUUUGACAUCGGCCAACACCAGCGAAUUACAGCAUCACUCCAUUCCUCCAACAUCUUUUUACCAUGCCUUUGCAUUUGGACGACUCUAAUUUCCUCUUACUCCUCACUCGAGGGGAUUACCAGCAUUGCUUACGUCUCCCCAUUCAAGCUGAUGAGACUCACCUCGCUUUUGUAUGUCCCAUUACCAAACAUAUCUGCUCAGUGA